UUUAGCUGGGAUACCAGUACUAACGUACGGUUUGCAAAACGGCUGGAUGUCGCCCUUCAUCAUUGUACUCCAGUCAGAGAACAGUCCAUCUGGCUACCCCCUAUCUAAUUAUGAGAUUUCUCUAAUUGCUAGCGGUAUUAGUACUGUAGCCAUCGUCACAGCAGUAAUAUAUGGUUACAUAGCAGAUGCUUUUGGCCGACGCUUGUCUUUGAUCCUAGUAGUACUUCCACAGAUUCUUGGCUUCGCACUAAAGUUGGUGUCAGCCCAUCCCAUAAACCUACUCAUAUCGCAGGCUUUUUGUGGCAUAGCCGGUGGCGGAGUAUUUUGUGUUGCUCCUGUGUAUAUAAAAGAAAUUGCGCAAGACUCCUUAAGGGGCAUUUUAGGAUCCUUUGGAUUACUUCUACUGAGCAUAGGAUUGCUCAUAAUGUACGCGAUGGGAGCAUAUAUGGAUUACUAUACCGUACUCUGGAUAGUUACGUGGUUCCCGAUUCUUAAUUUAAUUGCAUUAUUUUUUAUACCCGAAUCUCCUGCUUUCUUGGUGAAGAAAGGAAAAAUUGAGAAUGCUGCUAAAGUGAUGGCCUGGCUAAGAGGAGUAGAAAUAGAUGACAAAGAAGUAGAGCGGGAUAUCAUGAUUACCAAAAAUGAAAUUGCGGAAUACGAAAAUCUACCGCCAGUGUCUUGGAAGUCUAUUUUAUUUGAACAGACAUCACGAAGAGGUCUUGGUUUAUCGUUUUUAAUGAUCACAUUGCUAGACAUGAGUGGGGUUUACGCUAUUCUGACCUAUGCGUCAGUGAUCCUGAGAAACGCUGGAGUAACAUUUGCCCCAGAAGUUCAAGCUUUAUCUUUUCCAGCUCUCAUGACACUAGGAUCUCUAUUAUCAGUUCUUACUAUAGAGAGAUUUGGGAGAAAGCCUCUAAUUAUGAUAAGUGCCAUUUUAUCUGGCAUACCGUUGGCCGUGUUGGGGGCACUAAUUCUGGUGCAAAGAAAUGGACAAUCUUUGCCGUCGUGGCUGGCAGUAGUCUGUAUUGGCAUGUGCUUGUACUCAAGUGGACUGCAUAUGCCUCUACCAUACGUUGUCAUAUCGGAAAUGUUCAACAUGCAGCUAAGAACAAAAAUUCUCGGUCUUCUAGUAUGCUACAGUUGGGCCGUAUGUGCAGUACAAGCUAUGGUAUUUGCGCCGAUAACCGAAUACUUUGGCAUGCACACUAUGUUCUUCGGGUUUUCGUUCUUCAAUUUUAUAGGAGUUAUCAUUAUUUAUGUAGCUUUACCUGAGACUAAAGGGAAGACUCUGGUGCAACUAAGCAAAGAACUGGAAGGCAGACGUGAAUGAAAAUAUAUUAAAUAAGAACUUAAU
Messenger RNA from Cydia splendana, 1354 nucleotides. RefSeq names its product facilitated trehalose transporter Tret1-2 homolog. Gene Ontology annotation, cellular component: membrane. Bases 47 to 1330 code for a protein of 427 amino acids. The transcript has 7 exons. Gene Ontology annotation, biological process: transmembrane transport. Gene Ontology annotation, molecular function: transmembrane transporter activity. Lineage: Eukaryota; Metazoa; Arthropoda; Insecta; Lepidoptera; Tortricidae. The record is from RefSeq and is a predicted model, not a curated record.